Molecule: messenger RNA, 1749 nt
Organism: Didymodactylos carnosus
Lineage: Eukaryota; Metazoa; Rotifera; Eurotatoria; Philodinida; Philodinidae
Source: the annotation of a GenBank genome assembly
AUGUCGGAUACUUUGCUCGAAAGCUACGUGGAGAAGAAUCAGCUCCAGUUGAACGACAAAGCAGCAUCAACAUCAUCCAUCAUUCUAAAUGGUAGCGAGUUAACAAUUCCGCAACUGGUUGACAUUGCUCGUUGCUCGUUUGAUUCGCCAACGAAAGUUGAGCUAACACAUGAUCCACAAAUAGUUAAGAAGAUGAAAGAGUCGUGUGAGUUCAUUGAUAAAGUCGUACGAGAAGCACAACCAUUGUAUGGCGUUACAACCUUGUUUGGUGGUAUGGCCUAUAAAUCAAUAACGAAUCAAUAUCAAGACGCCUGCGAUUUACAGAAUAAUAUGCUAUUUUUUCACAAAACUGGUGCAGGGUGUUAUUUGCCAUUGGAAGAUGUUCGAGCAGCCAUGGUACUGAGAGCUAAUUCCCAUUUGGUUGGUGUGAGCGGAAUCAGAAUAGACAUUGUUGAACGUUUGUUACUGUUCGUUAAUCAACAAGUUACACCGUUUGUUCCAGAAUUCGGUUCAAUUGGGGCCAGCGGUGAUCUUAUCCCGCUUACGUACAUUGCUGGAUCUCUAUGUGGUGUUAAUGAAACAUUUUCGGUUGAUGUUCGUGGCAAAACGAUGACGGCUAUUGAAGCUUUGAAAGAACUUGAUUUAGAACCGAUCAGUUUGUUGCCAAAAGAAGGCUUAGCAAUGUUAAACGGAACGAGCAUGAUGACAGCAUCAGCCGCACUAGCCACAUAUGAUUUAAAAAUUCUUAUUGCUGCUACACUCCAUAUUCAUGCUUUGGCUAUUCAGGCUAUGCUAGGUAACACAAUGCCAUUUCACCCGUUUAUUCAUGAAAAGAAGCCACACAAAGGACAGAAAUAUGUUGCUCGUACAAUGUGUGAUUUAUUAAAUGAAAGUAAAAUGAUUAAUUGCUGUUUGGAUGGUAAACAUAUUAUGAUACCCAAUGUUUUAAUCCAAAACCGCUAUUCACUGAGAUGCAUCCCACAAUAUCUGGGACCGUUCAUUGAAGCGCUUGACCAAAUAACACAAACAAUCGAAAUUGAAAUGAAUUCGGCAAACGAUAACCCCUUGAUUGAUACCGAAAAUGAAAAGGCUUAUUCAGCCGGCAAUUUCUUUGGUGAACAUGUGAGCACAUCAAUGGAUCGCCUUCGAUACAUUGUUGGACUAAUCUCAAAACAUACGGAUGUCCAGAUGGCUCAGCUAGUCACAGCAGAAUUUAGUAACGGAUUACCAGCAUGUUUAAUUGCGAAUCCUGAACGAACAGUGAACAUGGGUGUUAAAGGUCUUCAGCUGUGCGGGAACGCAAUCAUGCCUUAUCUUCUGUUUAUGGGUAAUUCCAUUGCUGAUAGGUAUGCAACAUAUGCUGAGCAGUACAACCAGAACAUAAAUACACUGGGUCAAAUGUCAGCCACUUUAGCGAGACGUUCAACAAUGAUAAUGAAACAACAUGUUGCAAUCGCGUUGAUGAUUUGUGUACAAGCUGUUGAUCUGAGAACACAUCUCAUUCUGAAAGAUACUUAUGAUGCAAGAGAGCUACUUUCACCUUUGACGAGUCACACCUACGAAGCCAUACGUGAACUGAUCAAAGUCCAAAUUCGAAAAGACAAGCCAUACAUUUGGAAUGAUAAUGAACAAGCUUUAGACGAGCAUAUUAAGCUCAUUGCCGAUAAUUUAACAAACAAAAAUUCAACAAUAUACAAAGCCUUACAGCCAACAAUUGAGCAAUUGAGCAAUGUCAAGAUCUGCAAUUAG